AUCAAUCUUUUGUAAGUAUUAAUUAAGAAUAAUUUAAAUUAAAUUUAAUCAAAAAUUAAGCAUUAAAUUGUGUAAAAAUAAAAUAGAAAUUUAGCAAUUGUAUAUCGAAGAGGAGAAAUUAGAAUCACACCUCGAUGCCAAAAAUAAUUCCACAAACAAAUCUCCCAUUCCGAUUUAAGCCAGCACAUGUCCAGGUCAUCUUUUUUUCUAAAUGCCCAUAAUCCCACAAAUUGUCAAAUUCAAAUCGAAACCGUUGAAUUCAUCCAUCAUUACUCCAAAUCGAAUGAUUGUGAAUCAUCCACGAAGCUCUCUGACAAGCCUUUGAUUAAAGCACAUUAAUGUAUGGCUAUAUUAUCUCCACGAUUGUUGAUUGUUGACCGCUCAUGUACAACACCAUCUCACGGCUCUCUUUCUCUCUCUCUCUCCUCCUUUCAUCUUUCUUAAUUCUUACAUGAACAUCCCGCCGUUUUUUCUCUCCCAAAAAUCUUGGAAUUAGGGAGAAAUAUAAUUACUGGAAAUUAUUUUAUAGCUAAGGGUGGAUUUUUAUUAUUUUAUUAAUAUAAAUUAUUGAUAAAUAAAAAUGCAAGAACAAGCUACUACAAGUGCUACUUCUGCUGCUGCAAAUUCUUUGCCUUCUAGUAGCGAGAGAUCUUCUGGUUCUGCUCUUCAACUUGAAGUUAAAGAAGGCCUGGAAAGUGAUGAUGAAAUCCGUAGAGUACCAGAGAUGGGAGGUGAGCCGGGUGCAACAUCAGCUUCUGGCCGGGACACCGGUUCAGUAGCCGGUCCAGACCAGGUUCAAGCAUCUGGUCAAGGCCAAAGAAAGAGAGGUAGAAGCCCAGCUGACAAAGAAAGCAAACGCUUGAAAAGGUUGUUGAGGAAUAGAGUUUCAGCACAACAAGCAAGGGAAAGAAAGAAGGCUUAUUUGAAUGAUUUGGAAACUCGAGUUAAAGACUUGGAGAAGAGAAACUCUGAGUUGGAUGAAAGACUCUCUACUUUGCAAAAUGAGAAUCAGAUGCUUAGACAUAUAUUGAAGAACACAACUGCAGGUCGAAGAGGAGGUGGUUCUAACGCAGAUGCAUCCUUAUAACAUUGCAAAACAGUGCGAUCCUCACAUUGAAAUCGCCUUUUAUGCUUGCCUUAAGAUUUCGGAUAGCUUUUCUGCACAAAAUUACUUCUUUGUCUCAUUUAGAUUGCUUUCAAUUCCUCUUCCAUGUAGGAAUUUUUACUGAAAAUAUAGCAAAAUAAGUGGGAUAGACGAGUAUUUGAAAGAUAUUAGGCUAAGUUGGGUUAACGAAAAAGCUAUUACCUUGGUUGUGACAUUUAUGCAAUUAUUCCAUGAAUUGCGUUUCCUGAGCUUGCAGGCUAACUCGUAAAUUUUUAACAGAGAUAGGAGAGGAUUUGAUCGUAUUGUAAUGUAGAUGGUAUUGAGUAUUGACUACAGAACACCUCUUUGAUAGCCUUGCUUAUAACCAUGCAAACAAGGCUGAUUUUGAGAUUUUAAGGGCCAAGGCGAACUAUAAAUUAUAUGUUCUAAUGAUAUAUUUCUUCCAUUUCA
Messenger RNA from Amaranthus tricolor (Joseph's coat), 1555 nucleotides. Its product is annotated as transcription factor HY5. Gene Ontology annotation, molecular function: DNA-binding transcription factor activity, RNA polymerase II-specific. Gene Ontology annotation, biological process: positive regulation of transcription by RNA polymerase II; response to red light; response to far red light. Lineage: Eukaryota; Viridiplantae; Streptophyta; Magnoliopsida; Caryophyllales; Amaranthaceae. The record is from RefSeq and is a predicted model, not a curated record. Gene Ontology annotation, cellular component: nucleus. The transcript has 4 exons. The coding region runs from base 581 to 1087 and encodes 168 amino acids.